Messenger RNA from Gracilinanus agilis (Agile Gracile Mouse Opossum), 3783 nucleotides. It is a transcript of the gene ZNF451, whose product is annotated as zinc finger protein 451. Gene Ontology annotation, molecular function: DNA-binding transcription factor activity, RNA polymerase II-specific; sequence-specific DNA binding. Bases 1 to 3297 code for a protein of 1098 amino acids. The transcript is spliced from 16 exons. Gene Ontology annotation, cellular component: nucleus. NCBI's taxonomy places the organism in Eukaryota, Metazoa, Chordata, Mammalia, Didelphimorphia, Didelphidae. Gene Ontology annotation, biological process: regulation of transcription by RNA polymerase II. The record is from RefSeq and is a predicted model, not a curated record.
AUGUCAGAAGAGCAGCCGGGGAAGAAACGAGAACUGAGGUCCGAGAUAAUGGAAUUAUCGUCCACUGACUCUGAGACUGAGUCACCAAAGGAAGACACUGAAGAUGACAUUCAGUUUGUUAGUGAAGGACCAUUGAGACCUGUCCUUGAAUACAUUGAUUUGGUUAGUAGUGAUGAUGAAGGACCUAGCACUUCUCAUAUUCAUGAAAAAGUGAAAAGUAAAGACUAUGUUGACCGUGAGAAGGAUAGAGUUGCUUUAACUCUGGCUCGACUAGCUCGCCAUGUGGAGGUAGAGAAACAGCAGAAAGAAGAGAAGAAUAAAGCUUUCCGGGAAAAAAUAGAUUUUCAACAUGCUCAUGGAUUGCAAGAACUGGAGUUUAUUCGAGACCAUAGUAACACAGAAGCAGCAAGAUUAUGUGUGGACCAAUGGCUAAAAAUGCCAGGACUCAAAACAGGCACAAUUAAUUCUGGAAGAAGAGGUCCAAUUCGAAAAACAGGCCAAAUGCCGAUGUCCAACAAACCUAUUUCAUGCCCCAUAAUGUACUGUAACAAGGAGUUUGACAAUGGGCACCUUCUCUUAGGUCAUUUGAAAAGGUUUGAUCAUUCUCCAUGUGAUCCAACAAUUACACUGCAUGGACCUCUCACCAAUUCCUUUGCAUGUGUAAUAUGUUAUAAAAAAUUUGCUACCCAACAGCAAUAUAGUGAUCACCUUUUUGCUAAGGCAGCUGCAGCUGAUGGACAUAAAACCAAUCUUCUUCCCCAGCUUAUUCAGUGCUUUGCAUGUCCAAAUUGCUUCCUUCUUUUUAGCAGCAAGGAUGAAUGUUUGAGGCAUAUGUCUGGAAAAAAUCAUUUCCUUCAGAGUUUUAAACUGGGUGAUGACAAAGAAAUAUGUCCUAUACCAUUUCCAUCUUUUGCAAAGAAACUUUUGAUAUCUCUCUGUAAAGAAGUCCCCUUUCAAGUGAAAUGCAUGGCCUGCCACAAAACAUUACGUUCUCACAUGGAGCUCACAGCCCAUUUCAGAGUCCAUUGUCGAAAUGCUGGUCCUGUAGCAGUAGCUGAGAAGAGUGUUUCCCAGGUUGCAGAGAGAUUCAAAGCAAGAGGUUAUUGUCCAAAUUGCAAUGAACUCUUUGUGGAUGAGAGCAGUACCAAUAAUCACAAGCAGAAUUUGGGACACAAAGUUCGAGUCAUUGCCUCAAUGGAAGAAUCCAUCUUGAUGUAUUGUCACAUCAAUGGAGGCAACAGACCUCCCUCUGAUUUACGCCUCCUGCUUGAGCAUUCAAAAUUUUCAUCGCUUAAAAGGACGCUAUCCAAUAAAGAUUCAAGGUCACAGGCAUGUAGCACUGCUCCAAAGAGGAAGAAAAAUUUGGAGGAUCAAAAUAGUGAAGGUGUAGUACAUAUAAAACAAAAUAAAUGGGUCUGGUUUUGUGAAUGCCAGCAAAAAUUCCUAAGUGAAGAUGCAGCAGAAAAGCAUGUGUUCUCAGCUAAUACAAUGUGCCAUAAAUGUGUAGUCUGUGGGAAGGUAUCUGAAGAUGCAGGUGUUAUGCGUUUGCAUAUGAGCCGGUUUCAUGGAGGGGCACAUUUAAAUAACUUUCUUUUCUGGUGUCGGACAUGCAAAAAGGAGUUACGGAGAAAAGAGACUAUUAUGGCUCAUGUGACUGAAUAUCAUCGUGGACACACUUAUUUUUAUGAGCAAGAUGCUGGAGAAGAGGAACCUUUGCCAUCCUCUUCUAAGACAUUGAUGAAUAGCCCUGUUAAUAGGAGGGGUCUUUCAACUAUUAUGCCUGUUCUUCAGUCCCCUCCAAAAAGUCCUCCAAAAAGCCCUCCCCGAGGGAAAUGGCAGUGCCGAAUUUGUGAAGAUAUGUUUGAUUCUGAGGAAAGUGUUAAACUUCACUGUAUGUGUUUAACAAGUCAUCAGUUUCAUAGAUACAGCUGUGACCAUUGCAAAAAGUCCUUUCACAAGAUAGAGACCUUAUAUCGACACUGUCAAGACCAACAUGACAAUGACAUAAAAAUUAAAUAUUUUUGUGGGCUAUGUGAUCUGACUUUUGAUGUGGAAGAAGCAUUUUUGAGUCACUAUAAAGAUGUCCACAGCAUAGACUAUGUGUUUGUCUCAGAAAAGCCUGAAACUUCUAUUAAAAAUGAGGAUGAUUUCCCAGUAUUGGAGAAAAGUAGCUUGUUAACAUGUGGCUGCCGGGAGAGUUACAUCUGCAAAACAAACAGGAAGGAAGAUCACAGUAGAUGUCUACAGAUCUUGCUUGACAAAGGUAAUCUGUGGUUUCGUUGCUGUUGGUGUUCAGCAACAGCACAGAAUGUUACAGACAUGAAUGCCCAUGUUCUUAAACGACACAAGGGAGAGAAAGAGCAUAAAGAAGAGCAGUACUUUGUGAAGUGUGCCGUCUGCAGCAAAAAUUUUCACGAUGCUGAGAGUGCUCAGCAACAUUUUCACACAAAACAUUGCUUCUUACAAAAACCCAACAUAGCUCAUUUUGGAACAGAAAAAUUAAGCCCAUUCAAGUUUACUGCCAGUGGUGCACGUGUAGACAGAAAACUGAAACAUCCCAUAAGCUAUCCAAAAAAUUCAGAAUCUCCUUCAAAUAGACUACUAAACAUGGAUUCAGGAGCUAAGAAUGACAUAGGCUGUCAGAAGAUAGAUGAAGGAGAUGUUGAGCUACCAGAUUUGGACUACUUGCGAACCAUGACUCAUAUAGUCUUUGUGGAUUUUGAUAACUGGUCGAACUUUUUUGGUCAUCUACCAGGAUUCCUUAAUCAAGGAACCUUUGUCUGGGGCUUUCAAGGAGGUAACACCAAUUGGAAGCCUCCAGUCAAUUGCAAGAUCUUUAAUUACCUCAACAGGAUUGGAUGCUUCUUCCUUCAUCCACGCUGCAGUAAGAGAAAAGAUGCUGCGGACUUUGCCAUCUGUAUGCACGCUGGCCGUCUAGAUGAACAGCUACCUAAGCAAAUUCCUUUCACUAUUCUCUCAGGAGAUCAAGGUUUUCUGGAGCUACAGAAUCAAUUUAAGAAGACUCAGAGGCCAGCCCACAUCCUAAACCCUCAUCACUUAGAGGGGGAUAUGAUGUGUGCCUUAUUAAAUAGUAUUUCUGAUACAACCAAAGACAGUGACAGUAGUGAAAAUGACCGAACAAGAACAAGCAGAAAUACUAUUCAAGAAGAGGAAAUCAAGUCCAGAGAAGUUCUCUUUAGCUGUGAAAUACAGAAUCAAAUGGCCAGAUGUGGAAUUGCAGGAAGUUCUCAAAAGGAGUCUGGAGGAGGUGUAAUUGAAGAGUCUCCUACACAAUAACAGCUGUCAUUGAAGGUGCUCACAAUAGUAGAAUCUUGAGUUCUACUUUGAGUCAAAAACCUUACUAGCAAACAUUUGAAAACAUGCUUAUGCAUUUAUUUGUUAGACUUGAAAGCUAAUGUUGCUUAUUUUAUGUUGUACUAAUGUGGAUUUAUAAAAUGUACAGAAGGAAGAGAAUAAAUGUUUAAUAUAAACUUGAAUCACCAUGUUCUAAGACAGUUGCUAUAAUCUCUCAAAUUAGCCAUAUGACUCUAUAUAGUUAAAAUAAGCUCUUCACUAUGGUUUUGUAUUCUCCUUAUUAAUCUUUUUUUGACUUUUCAUGGAUCUCAUUUUGGCCCUUUGUUUUUUACAGACAUAAAUUGCUCCAAUCUAAUUUUCCUAAAGUCCUGGUUAGCAUUGAGAGUGUGAUCUCUUAAUAUCUUUUUGAUGUCUUUUUAAAAUGUUCUUUAUAGUUGGAGAGAUAAUAAAAUCAUAUUACUUGCUUUA